Messenger RNA from Sclerotinia trifoliorum, 2860 nucleotides. The record is from the annotation of a GenBank genome assembly. Lineage: Eukaryota; Fungi; Ascomycota; Leotiomycetes; Helotiales; Sclerotiniaceae.
UAUUAUGCACUGAUUGAUCGCGACCCCGCGUUAAAAACAAGUACUUAAUUUUCAUGACAACAGCAUGUUUUCACUUAUUUUACAACAAUCCCUCGACCACCUGUCUCAUUGUUUGUCGUUAGUUUUCAAUAUGACACUCAAGAAAUAUUUGGAGGCUUGUGUAUUCUUCCUGUCUCCGUUCGUGGUAGCUCAAUGGAACAUCACAUUUGACCCGCUUCAGUACGUUAACCAACUCAUUGGUACUAAUAAUGGUGGAAAUGUUUUUGCAGGAGCCACGCUUCCAUACGGGAUGGCCAAGGCGGUUGCUGAUGUUAAUGGUCAAAAUACUGCUGGGUUCUCCACGGAUGGUAGCAAUGUGACCGGAUUCUCACAUAUGCAUGAUUCUGGCACGGGCGGAAACCCUUCGCUGGGCAAUUUCCCACUAUUUCCUCAGUACUGCCCUGAUGAUGCCCUUGAUAAUUGCAAAUUUUUGAUCACAGAUCGAGCUACGCCAUAUAUUCUUGACUCUGUUGUGGCUACGCCGGGAUAUUUUGGAUUAAGUCUAGCGAACGGGAUUCAUGCAGAGAUGACAGUUUCAGAACAUGCUGCUCUCUAUCAUUUCAAUUUUCCUGCAGAAUCUUCUUCGAAUGGAACGGCAUUGAGUCCGCUCAUUCUCUUGGACUUGACGGAUUUGGGUGCCAGUAGACAGAAUGCGACCAUUGGUGUGGCCGACAAUGGUCGCAUAAAAGCAAACGGUACAUUUAUUCCAAGUUUUGGAAGUGGUUCAUUUAUGUCAUAUGUCUGUGUUGACUUCUCUGGAGCGAGCAUACUAGACACCGGGAUAUGGGUCAAUAAUAGAGCAGGAACGGAGCCAAAGGAACUAUUCGUUACGAGAGGCAUAAAUCUCUUCUAUAUUCAAGCUGGAGGUUUUAUUCGCUUCAACGCACCGACCAAUGGAACCGUCAGUGCCAGAGUGGGUGUUAGCUUCAUUAGCUCGGAUAAAGCUUGCCAGAAUGCAGAAAAUGAAAUUCCAGAUUGGGAUUUUGCCUGGCUCAAGAAAACAGCUGAGGAUGCAUGGAGGGAGAAAUUGAGUGUCGUAACUGUAGAAGCUGGGAAUGGUAGUGAUACUUCGCUAUUAACCAACUUCUAUAGCGCGAUUUAUAGGACUAUGAUGUCCCCGCAGAACUAUACUGGCGAGAAUCCGUUAUGGAAAAGUAGCGAACCAUACUUUGAUUCGUUUUAUUGGUAAGUCUUUAGUCACUUGGCUGGGCCCAUGGAGAAAUAACAAUCACACAGUAUAUGGGAUGCAUUCAGAUCACAGCUCCCAUUCCUCACAAUAAUUGAUCCAUCCGCCCUGUCAGAGAUGAUCCGCAGUCUCCUCGAUACCUACAAAAACAUUGGCUGGCUGCCAGAUUGUCGCAUGAGUCUCUGUAAAGGCUUCACUCAAGGAGGUUCAAAUGCCGAUAAUGUUAUAUCUGACGCAUAUGCCAAGAAUCUCACCGGUAUAGACUGGCAACUUGCCUACAAAGCAGUUGUUAACGAUGCGGAAAACGAGCCAUCAGAUUGGUCCAAUGAAGGACGUGGUGGUCUCAUGUCCUGGAAAGCGCUAAACUAUAUCCCGUACCUCGAUUACGAUUAUUUAGGUUUUGGUACAAAUUCUAGAAGUAUUUCCAGAACUUUGGAAUAUUCUUAUAACGAUUUCUGUAUCUCAACUCUUGGAAAGGGGUUAGGGAAACCAGACUAUACGAAAUAUCUAAAGCGCGCGACGAAUUGGCAAAACCUGUGGAAGGAAGAUCAGACAUCGUAUAUUAAUGGUGCAGAUACAGGGUUUACGGGAUUCUUCCAGCCCAAAUAUCUGAAUGGGACGUGGGGAUAUCAGGAUCCGAUACUGUGCAGUCCAUUGGAUUCGUUUUGCAGUUUGACGAGUAAUCCGCAGGAGACAUUUGAGGAUAGUAUAUGGGAGUAUCAAUUGUGGGAGCUUCUAUCUUCGUAUAGUAUGUUCUGCUAACAAAUCAAUAGUUUUGUACCGCAUGAUAUUGCGACUCUGAUUGACUUGAUCGGUGGCCCUGAGAAGUUUAUCUCUCGUCUCGAUUUUUUGCAUACAAGUGGUCUAACGGAUAUCGGAAAUGAGCCUUCAUUCCUAACAGUAUUUCUGUACCACGUUCGUCUUCCAACCUCUAUCACCCCACAGCCCCUUCCACUAAUCCAUCACUCCAGUACGCAGGGCGUCCUGCCCUCUCUGCCUCCCGUGCUCACAUGUACAUUCCCGCCUACUUCAACGCCUCCACCAUCGGACUACCCGGCAACGACGACACCGGCGCCAUGGCAUCCUUUACUGCCUUUUCCAUGAUGGGAUUAUUUCCAAACCCUGGACAAAAUGUAUAUCUAAUCAUGCCUCCCUUUUUCGAAUCCGUCAGUUUUACAAAUGAAAAUAGAAAGAAAAGUACGAUUAGGAAUUUGGGAUGGGAUGGUGGUGUAAAGAAUAUUUUUGUGCAGAGCGCGAAGGUGAAUGGUGUGGUGUGGAAUAAGAGUUGGAUGUGAGUUUUCUUUUGAUACCUACUGUGAAUGAGUGGAUAAUGGGCUAAUUUGUUGUUAACGUAGUGGACAUGAAUUCUUCACCGAGGGACAGACGUUAGAGUUGGUUUUGGGUGAUACGGAGAGUGAUUGGGGGACUAAAGAGGAGGAUUUACCUCCUAGUAUGAGCAUUGGUAAUAUGAAGUUCUAGUUGAGAAUCUAGGUGUCGUCCCUCGCAGGGUAUUCGACAAUCCAGCAUAGCAGACCACUUGAGGUUUUCGAUGUCUGAAAGGGCUUAGAUAUUUAAAUAUGAGUUACUGCUUCGAGUAAUCUGAAGUCCUAAUUAGAUUCAAUAUUUCAAAAGCUU